UACUACUACUACUAUACUACUACUAGUAAUACUACUACUACUACUACUAAUACUAGUACUACUAAUACUACUACUACUAGUACUAGUACUACUAAUACUACUACUACUAGUACUACUAAUACUAGUACUACUACUACUAGUACUACUACUACUAGUACUACUACUACUACUUCCAGUGCUACUACUACUACUACUAGUACUACUACUAGUACUAUGAGUACUAUUACUACUACUACCAGUACUAAUAACACGACUACUACUACUAGUACAACUACUAGUACUACUAGUAAUACUACUACUACUACUAGUAGUACUACUACUAGUAAUACUACUACUACUAGUACUACUACUACUAGUACUACUACUAUUACUACUACUACUCCUAUUACUACUACUACUAUUCCUACCAAUACUAAUACUACUACUAAUAGUACUAAUAUUAUUACUAGUAUUACUAACACUACUACUACUACUAGUACUCCUAAUAAUAGUACUAAUAGUACUACUAAUAAUACUACUACUACUACUAGUACUCCUCCUACUACUACUACUAGUACUACUACUAAUACUACUACGACUAUUAGUACUACUACUACUAGUACUACUUCCAAUAGUACUACUACUAAUACUAGUACUAAUACUAUUACUACUACUACCAGUACUACUACUAGUACUACUACUACUAGCACUGAUACUAUUACUACUAUUGCUACUACUAGUACUACUACUACUAGUGCUACUACUAAUAAUACUAUACUAGUACUACUAGUAUUACUACUACUACUUUUCUACUAUACUACAAUUAAUACUAGUACUACUACUACUACUACAACUACUACUAGUACUACUACUACUACUAGUACUAGUACUACUAGUACUAAUACUACUACUAUUACUAAUAGUACUACUAAUACCACUAGUACUACUACUACUACUAGUACUACUACUACUACUACUAGUAAUACUACUACUACUUCUAGUACUACUACUAAUACUAGUACAACUACUACUACUACUACUACUACUAAUAAUACUACUACUAAUAUUACUACUACUACUACCAGUACUACUACUAGUACUACUACUAAUAAUACUAGUACUGAUACUACUACUACUACUACUACUACUAGUACUACUACUACUACUACUAGUACUACUACUACUACCACCAAUACUACUACUACUAGUACUACUACUACUACAAGUACUACUACUACUACUAGUACUAGUAUUACUACUACUACUAGUACUACUACUACUACUAGUACUACUACUACUACUAGUACUACUAAUACUAGUACUAAUAAUACUACUACUACUACUAGUACUACUACAACUACUACUACUAGUACUACUACUACUACUAGUACUACUACUAGUACUAUGAGUACUACUACCACUACUACCAGUACUAAUAACACGACUACUACUACUAGUACAACUACUAGUACUACUAGUAAUACUACUACUACUACUAGUAAUACUACUAUACUACUACUACUAUAUACUACUACUAAUAAAAGUACUACUACUACUGCUACUUCUACUACUACUACUAGUACUACUAUUACUACUAGUACUACUACUAAUACUACUACUAGUACUACUACUAGUACUACUACUACUCCUAUUACUACUACUACUAUUCCUACCAAUACUAAUACUACUACUAAUAGUACUAAUAUUAUUACUAGUAUUACUAACACUACUACUACUACUAGUACUCCUAAUAAUAGUACUAAUAGUACUACUAAUAAUACUACUACUACUACUAGUACUCCUCCUACUACUACUACUAGUACUACUACUAAUACUACUACGACUAUUAGUACUACUACUACUAGUACUACUUCCACUAGUACUACUACUACUACUAGUACUAAUACUACUACUACUACUACCAGUACUACUACUACUACUACUACUACUACUAGUACUACUACUACUACCACUACUACUACUACUACUACUACUACUAGUAAUACUACUACUAGUACUACUACUACUAGUACUACUAGUACUACUACUACUAGUACUACUACUACUACUACUAGUAUUACUACUACUAUACUACUACUA
Messenger RNA from Trichobilharzia szidati, 2079 nucleotides. The record is from the annotation of a GenBank genome assembly. Lineage: Eukaryota; Metazoa; Platyhelminthes; Trematoda; Strigeidida; Schistosomatidae.